This is a messenger RNA of Biomphalaria glabrata, 1235 nucleotides long. RefSeq names its product coiled-coil domain-containing protein 97-like. The transcript has 6 exons. The coding region runs from base 168 to 1166 and encodes 332 amino acids. The record is from RefSeq and is a predicted model, not a curated record. Lineage: Eukaryota; Metazoa; Mollusca; Gastropoda; Planorbidae.
UAUUCUGAGUAUUGACUAUGACUAGUCAGACUAUACUAUACUAUUGUCACUAUCGACAAGUAUUCUAGAUCUACAAAUAUAUAAUCUAUGUAUAAUAUAAAAAUAAGUGUAUUCAGACAGUCACAGUGUUACAGAGUGAGAGUGUAUUAACUUUAUAAUCACUUUCAAUGGAGUCUCAAGAAGACAUAAUGGAAGCAGCCAUAAAUCUAGAAAGUCUAGCAAUUGAUAUGAUCAACAGAUUAUCAAAAACUGAUGCACAUUUCAAACAUCAGCAACGUGGAGAACCAGAUUUAACCUGUGAAGAAAAGUCUGCAAUCGCCAGUGAAAUUCUAAAAAAAAAUCCAGCCUUAUUUCUAGAAAGAUUUUCACAAUUUCUCACCUUGAAUGAUGUUGAAUGCUUUAAACAGUUUAGAGGGGAUUACAGGAUAGAUUUUUAUAUUGAUGAAAUAAACAGAAGAUGUGCAGAUACAAGUAAAAGUGUUGUUAAAAACAGAAGAUAUCAAGCUCUGAAAUUUCUCAUGGAUGAAGGAGAAUAUUUUUCAGAAGAUGAAAUGAAAUGGAGAGAUCCACUACUUUAUGCUCAAAUGAUUGGUCAAUAUGAAAGUGAGUCAGAGGUGACAGAGAAAAUGGAACAGGAAAUUGAUCCAAGUGAUCUCAAAUUUUCCACUAUUCUGUUGAAACACAUGGAUAAUCUGACCAACAAACAACAUUUUGAAAUGCUGAAAGAAAUGGAGGAAGAACAAGAGGAAGAGGAGGAAGAAGAAAGUGAGGAAGAGGAAGAAAAUAAAAGUGAUUCAAAGCAAAAGAGCUUCAGGCAUCAAGAUAUCAACACUAGUAACAAUGUGGAUGAGAUUUCUAGUGUUGAGAAAGCCUAUCUCAGAACUGAGUUUUUAAGAAUCAUGCAAGAAAGAUUUCUAUCUGGUGAUGACUCAAACUUUGAUUACAGCAAAGUGGACAGCAAUGCUGAUUAUGAUGCAUUAGACAUUGUGAGUUAUGAUGCAGAGGAAAAAUACUUUGAUGCUGAUGGUGAAGAUGGUGAACAAAGUAGAGACUCAUCCCUAAGUAGACAGCUGGAGUGUAUUGAGCUUGACAGGCAACAAGCUGAUGUAGAGGAGGAGGAUUACAUGAAGUUUGUUCCUUCAGAGGAUGUCAACAAAAUCACAUAACAGAAGAUUAAACUUUUUGUUUCAAAAAGACUUGUAAACUUAUUUGAAAAUAAAAAAUAUAUAAAUUUA